Durio zibethinus is the source of this 3990-nucleotide messenger RNA. RefSeq names its product protein SCAR3-like. Gene Ontology annotation, molecular function: Arp2/3 complex binding; protein kinase A regulatory subunit binding. Gene Ontology annotation, biological process: positive regulation of Arp2/3 complex-mediated actin nucleation; actin cytoskeleton organization. Gene Ontology annotation, cellular component: cytoskeleton. The record is from RefSeq and is a predicted model, not a curated record. Lineage: Eukaryota; Viridiplantae; Streptophyta; Magnoliopsida; Malvales; Malvaceae.
CACUGUUGCACGGUCUUUUCAUGAUCGUCGCUUCCAUCAAAUAGCUUAAUAAAUCUGUUCUCCCAAGCACCCCAAUCAAUCAUUUUCAAGAAUUGCUCAUCGUCUUAUUACUAAACUAUAUUUGGAGGAAUCUAAUCCUAUUGUGGGAUUAGUGUUAAACAAAAGCCCCAUCCCGUAAUUUCACCCAAGACACUACAAGUCAUUUCGCGACAGUGCAAGAAAUAUUGGCAAUGCCUCUGGUUAGAGCUCAGGUGAGGAAUGAGUACCGGCUCGGUCAACCGGAGCUUCACAAGGAAGUUAAUAGAGAAGAUCCUAAAGCUGCUCUUGACGGCGUCGCCGUCGCCGGUCUUGUCGGGAUGUUACGCCAAUUAGGCGAUCUUGCUGAAUUUGCAGCAGAGGUUUUUCGUGGAUUACAAGAGCAAGCAAUGAGCACAGCUUCUAGAAGUCAUAAAUUGAUGAUUCGUGUGCAACGGAUUGAAGCUGUGCUUCCUUCUCUUGAGAAGGCUGUUCUUGCCCAAACAAGCCACAUACACUUUGCUUACACAGCUGGUUACGAGUGGCACCCUCAAAUUUGCAAUGAGAAAAAUCAUUUCAUCUACAAUGACCUGCCACGAUUUAUUAUGGAUUCCUAUGAAGUUUGUCGCAACCUUCCACAUCUGCACUUGCUUGACAAAUUUGAUGCCGGUGGCCCUGGAUCUUGUUUGAAGAGAUAUUCAGAUCCAGCUUACUUUAAGAGAGCAUCAGGUAGCUCCAUUGAAGAAGAUGCUGAGAAAGUCCCAAGAGAUAUGAAGACUCGUAACAGCAAGAAAAGAAGAUCGUCCCACAGGAAUGGAGAACUAUCACGUGCUGCAUCAUUAUUGAAUCGAAGUGGCAGAAUGCAAUUUAGUUCUCCACUUGUUAAUGGGCGAACUUCUUCCUCUCAAACUGCAUCUACAGUUGACAUGGCACUGAAAUCUGAUAUGGGGGAGUGUUCAAAUUCUUUUGAUUCAAGAACUGGCUCUGGAGAUAUCAGAAGUGUUUUCAAUCUAGGUUCAUCCAUGCUACGUGAGGAACAGGAAUCCAAGGAAGUGUCUUCUAGGUUGAUGCAAGAAACUGAUACCCUUAGUUUAGAUUUUCCUGUUGAAAAAACUCGGGUUAUAGAUGAUAACUUUUCACAUAGUUUAUCACAAGAGCAGAUUGCCCCAAGUUCAUCUUGUGUAACAUGGGAUGAAAAGGCAGAAACAGUGGAGUCCAAAGCAGGAAAUUGGGAUAGAGACGAAGUUCCCGACAUGAACUUUGAUGUAGAUGUACAGGAAACUGUAGCUGCCAGCCUUGGAAAUGGUGAUGAAAUGCUUAUCCCAUUUGAUGACAUGGAUGCUCGCCAAUCAAGCUCUAUUGAGAACCAAAAAGACGAAAUUGAAAGUGAACCAGACAAUUACAAGGAUGCUCAGAACAUAAUAGAAUCUAAAUCUGAAAAAGAUAUUGGGUGUCAUACAAAACAAGAAGUGGAGCAAAGUUCUGAAAAUGACGUUGAGUGCCAAACAAAAUGGGAAGUGGAACGGAGUGAUGAUAAUGAGAAUAGAGAAGAUGGAAUGCAUGUGGUUAUGGCUGAUAAUGCAGACCAUCAUCUAUCUACAAUUGAAUCCUCUACCCCAUCCAACAGUAUUUCAAGCAAUGGGAUCUCCAUGAGCUUACCUGAUCCAGUCCCCUCAGAGAAUUUUGCAAGUGAACAGAUACCUCAAAUCUCUGGCAAAUCUUCUGAUCCUGACCAUUCACCCAGCACUGAUUUAUGCAUGAGUGAUGAAAUUCGUAAUGAUUCACCAGCAGAAUCUGUCAUCAGUCAUCCAUCGUCAUCCUCUGGCUCCAUAGUUUCUGAUAUGCAUGAUCCAGCUAGUGAUAGGAUCAUAAACAGCGUCAGUGACUCUCAAAACUCCCAGAAUGAAUUUUCUGGCAUGCAUUCAGUUGGGUUCUGGACAAAUGGUGGUCUUUUGGGCCUUCUGCCAUCAAAACCUCCUGAUUUUGCUGUGUCAACUACAGGUCAGGGUGCAGCCAAAACUAGUGAAGCAUUUGAUCCUCCAAAUCAAGCUCUUAUGGCUUUGCAUGAUGUAACCAAAGGAAAUUCAGGUACAGUAGUUGAGAAUGUGGAAAGUACUGAGAAGGUUCCAGGUUCAUGUUGUGAGAAAACUUACCUUCCAAUAACUGAUUUAGAUGCCAACCUUGAAAAACCUAUUAAUUUUCAUUGUAAUAAUUGUCCUGAUGGUUUUGAGUUGAGCCUAAACACUUCAUUCUCACAUGGAAACAACCUUGCCGUCAAUCCUAAUGUCAAAGCUACAUCUAUUGAAUCUGAUGGGGAGAAUGAUGACAACUCAUCCAGGAUGUUUGGACUUGAUCAUAACUUACUUGUAAAUGGUUUUCACAGAAAGGUGCCGGUUGGCCAUGAUGAUGAAUCAGAACCAGCCCCUUCUAUAAAAACUGGGGUAUUGGAGCAGAGGAAUGGGCACCAGAGCAUAUCAUAUGAGAAAAUCCCUUGGGCAACCUUCAAUGAGCAGACUCGAAAUGGAUCUCCUGUAAAUUCACUUACUUCUUCUCCUCCACUUGAACAUAUGAAACUAUCUUUCAACCCUAUUGAUGGGUUUGAGACUUCUAAACUCAGAUUGCAAUUUCCUGAUGGGAAUCAUUAUCAGGAAAGCAUUAGGGACAUGUUUCCUUCUUUUCAAUUGGUCCCAGUGUCCACUAUUCCAGUGCAUGAUGUUGCUUCAGACUCUGAUGAUGAUACUUUUUGCAGAUCAUCCACUUGUAUGUCGGAUGAUUGUCUUAGUCAUUGCUCUGGGUCAAAUUCUGAGCAGUGGGAAUCUGGUGAAGCCCUUGAGGAUCCUGAGGUAUAUGAUGCAUUAGGCAGAUUGUCAUUAAUGGAAUCUGUUUCAAGCUCUUUACAAGUAGGGGAAUCCAUCAAUAAUGGCAUCCAUGUUAAUGGGGGAAAUAAAACUGUAGUUCCUGGGACUGGUGCAGAACCAUCUCUACCUCUCUCCCUUGAUCUCCCAAGUUUUGAUGCCAUUAACCCUGUACAACCUGAUGAAACCAAAAGCAAUUCUGAUAAAAAGAACCAGCUAGAAUUGCAAAAUUCUAAGGAGCUCACACCAUUACCUCCAGCAACACCUCCUGCACAAUGGUGGGUUUCAAAACCCUGCUUGGAUGAGGCUGAAGAACUACAGCAUGCUUUAUUAGAGUCACUAGGACAUGAGCUUGAUCUGAAACUUUUAGGAUCUACAGUCACUAAGAAGCCUAAGCCACCCUCUGUUAAUCAUCAACAAAUUAAGGAUGAGGCAAUUGCAUUAAAGCCGGAGAAGAAGGUGGGCCAAGAGAAGUUGAAUGGUCCGAAAGAGGCAAACCAGCUCAGUAGUGUCAGGGGAGUGGAUGAAAAGGAAGAUUUCUUGCUUCAGAUCAGAAAUAAAUCUUUCAACCCAAGACCCACAGUAAUUGCAAGACCAACUGUUACAUCUGUUCCCACUGCGAAUGUUAGCAACGCAAUUUUGCAGAAAGCAAACGCAGUCCGCCAGGCUGUUGGGAGUGAUGAUGGUGGAGAUGAUGAUAACUGGAGUGACACUUGAUCAUUUUUUAAUACGGUAAUGAAAGUAAAUUCUCUCAGUCUCGAGUUUUUAAAUUUGGGUGAGGCUGUUUGACAUGUGCAUAAUGCUUGUUUCUUCUUGUAAUUAGUUAGUGGGGCUCAUCCUGUAUUUUGUAGCAAUUAUUUGCAUUCAUUUCUUGAGUAGUUAAUGUUCCGAAAGGGUAUUUAGAUGAGUCGUGAUGUAAGUUACAACAUUGAGGCAAUGAUUCAUGCAUAAUGCAUGAGGAUAUGACAAUUAAAACAGGGCAAAAAACUUGAGUUUCAGAAAUUACAAUGCAACAUGAUAUAUAUGAAUUCUUUAAUCUAAGAUGGCAUCUUUUUCUGGCCGUUGACUAGAAGGAAACGGUGGAGUCUCCAGUCAUCUCUAGAGCAAGGAUCUUGCCAGU